GUCGUUCAGGGGAAACGGUACUUUGAAUGCCGCUCAAACCAUGGCGUAUUCGUUCGUCCUGCGCAUGCUAAAGUGCUACCACCCUCAACUAAAAAGGUAUUAAACCUUAGACUAUAUAUAUAUAUAGCACCCUUGAAAUCAUUUCUUGAAAUAGCCCUUCUAGAGAGAUGGACAGAGAUGGGAGAAGAGAGAGAAGGGAACAGAAGGGGAGGUUAAAUAAGUGAGAACGCUGUCAUAUUGAUUGAAAAGGGGGUGUAUGUGUGCUCAUAUCGUACAGGAAACAGCACCAGCAUCGCCUCGAUCGGAUCGGAACAGCGACUCGCCUCAAAGACCACAGCAGGAUCCGGGUCGUGCUGUCAAAGCAGCUGCUCGUCGCUCGAUGACCCAGGCACCAGCACAGCCAGCCUCACUCGCCAAACGACGUGCAUCCAUGGCUGCUUCAACCGUAGAAUCCUCUCGUCAAACCGCAUCGCCUGCCACACGAGCCACACGAGUGCCGCAACAACACCAACAGACAAAGACAACAACAACUGGCACGAGUGCACGUCGACCGUCGUCCUACGUUUCGCCUAGCUCUGCCAAAUCGACCGCAACUACUGCCACUGCACGAACGCCGACAACACCGACCAGUCGUGCAACUACUGUACCCGCUACGCGAGGAACAACAGCGACACCUACAGCAACAAAGACGAGCGGUACCCUUUCUAGAGCUGCUACUACGGGUAGCGCUCCGCCUCGACGGAAAAGCAUGUAUGUCAACAAUAAAGAUGCUCAAGGAGGUCGUCCCCGAUCCGGCACUGUGGGCGCUUCCUCAAUGCGUGGUGAACCUAAUACCGCUGCCGCUAAAGCAGCGGCGCGUGAAAAGGCAGCACGAGAGGCAGAGGAAGCUCGUUUAGCCGAAGAGGCAGCAGCAGCAGCUCGUAAGGCUGAAGAGCGUCGACUUGCAGAAGAAGAAGCGAGGGAACGCGAAAUGAAGUUAGAACGUGAACGUCAGCUUCAACAAAUCCGGAUCCGUCAGCAACAACAGAUGUUACUACGAGCUCAAAAGCAAGAACAACAACGACAGCAGCAACAGCAAGAGUCAGCUGACGAUGAUAAAGAGAGUAGCGAAUGCAUGAGUCAUGCAGACGACGACGAAGACGACGAAGACGACGAGGACGAUGACGAUCGGACUCCUUCGCAAAUAGACACCGAGGAAGAUUCGUCAGACAAGGAUACACCUGCAACGCCAGCUGAUCAAGACGAUGGACCUGUUGAACGCAUGGUCAAAGAUUGCAAUCCAGGUCAAUCGCAAGCACACCACGAACAACAACGACAUCAGCCUGCUUAUGGUGCUCUUGCUACAACCAUGCCAAUAAGCAAGUCGGAUCAGGUCGUUCCACUCAAGGAUUACGAAGAACUGCGAUUCAAGUUGAAAAUACUGGAAACAAAACGUCAAGAAGAUCGUGAGCGUUACCGUGAACACGAAAAGAUCAAAGAAGAAGCCCAACAAUUUUUGACUCUGCGUAAUAAACUUCAAGGUAACAACAUCCCAGCCCAACAGUCUCCAAUUAACUCCCGAUUUUUCCUAAACGUAAAAAAACCUGCAUGAUUCUAGAUAAAAUUGGUGAACUACAAAAAGACCUUCGAGACACGAAACGCGAACUCAAAGAAACAGCUGCAGAUAAAGAAAGUUUAGAAUCAAAAUACAAUGAAAUGUCAGAUUCGUUGGAGAUGAUGACUCUGGACAAAGAAGUUGCUGAAGAGCGAGCCGAAGUCUUGCAGCAAGAAGUCGACAUUCUCAAGGACAAGAUUGAGGAAAUAAGUGUCG
Molecule: messenger RNA, 1810 nt
Organism: Zychaea mexicana
Lineage: Eukaryota; Fungi; Mucoromycota; Mucoromycetes; Mucorales; Lichtheimiaceae
Exons: 2
Coding region: 257-1591 (444 amino acids)
Source: RefSeq, a predicted model, not a curated record